Messenger RNA from Cokeromyces recurvatus, 867 nucleotides. RefSeq lists its product as uncharacterized. The transcript has 5 exons. Lineage: Eukaryota; Fungi; Mucoromycota; Mucoromycetes; Mucorales; Mucoraceae. The record is from RefSeq and is a predicted model, not a curated record. The coding region runs from base 87 to 797 and encodes 236 amino acids.
AAUAAAUGACUUUGUGCUAUUAAAAGAUUUUUUCUUUUCCUUUUCUAUAUUUAUAAAUAAAUAUUUUAUUUUUCACCGGGACUUGAAUGAAGAAAUUGUCUCAAACAGCGCCCUUAAAAGUAAUUCAAAUAAAAGAUAAAGUCAGGCAACAACAAGAAGUUCAACUUCAUAUUCAUGAUCCUAUCUUUAUUCAUCAAAAAAGAAAUAAAAAAUUACAAUUAUUAAACCAAUUGAGUCAAUUAGAACUUUUAUUAGAAAAGAAGAAUAGACUCGAGAUUUGGAAAUCAAAAAGAGAAAUAAAGAACAUGGACUCCACAUUACAAAGACUUUAUCAAAUCGUAAGCAGGACUCAAGUCAGCACUCUACGACAAGACAUUUUAUUACAAGAUAAAGAGUUUAGAAUAAAGUUGAAACAACUUUACCCAAGAGUGUUUGUCUUAUUAUCAGAUGAUGAUUUUGGUCAGCAGCAGCAGUUACAACAAUACCAGUCACUUUCUCAUCUAAAUGAAUUAUAUGUUAUUGCUACUAGAUUUUAUUAUCAUUUAAAUUCAUCAAAUCAUCAAUAUAUUCCUUAUCAAUUAGCAUUAUUAUAUCAAUGUAUUAAUAGACAAGGAGUUCAUUUUAUCAAUUAUAAACUAAAGAUUGAACAAAGAUUUGAUAAAGUUAAACAAGUAACCAAAACGAAAGACGAUCAACUUGAAUCAAAUCAGAUUUCAUGGUUGAAAUCUUUAGCUUUAGACAUUAUUAUGCAAAUAAUAAUUAGUAUCUAUAAAUAUGAUACAUUUUUUAAUAACUAAAUUCCCGUGAAGUAAACUUUACUUGUUAUAAGAGAAACGACCGUGGAAAAAAAAAAGAAUUGUAUACUAU